GUCGGAACAAUGAGAUCAUAGCAGGAGCACAGAGUUAUCUGCACCACUAGAACAAUGGUCAGUUCCAAUUCUCUUCACACCACCAUUAUCUUCUUCCUCCUACUGAACUUACUACCAUCUUCUUUCUCUACCUCUUCUUCUACUGCUGGUACUACUGAUGCCACAUCUACGACCGGUGCUACGCAUCGACACCAUUUCUCCAAAAUCUAUGCCUUUGGGGACUCCUUUACUGACACUGGGAACACCCAUUCAAUAACUGGUCCAUACUCUUUUGGCCAUGUAUCAAGCCCUCCCUAUGGCAGCACCUUCUUCCACCACUCCACCAACCGCUACUCCGAUGGCCGCCUUGUGGUAGACUUCCUUGCCACUGACCUUUCCCUGCCUUUCCUACCUCCAUACCUUGUUCGGUCUUCCAACUUCUCCCAUGGCGUCAACUUCGCAGUCGCAGGGUCCACAGCAAUUGCACAUGAGUUCUUUGCCCAGAACAAUGUCACAAUGGACAUCACCCCCCAGUCCCUUAUGACACAACUCAUUUGGUUCGAGAAGUACUUGGAAGGGAAAGGGUGUAGGGGGAAGGGAUCACGCAGGUGUCAAGCGGAAAUGGAGGAUGCACUCUUUUGGGUUGGUGAGAUUGGAGCCAAUGACUAUGCUUACAGUUUCACAUCUUCUCUCUCACCUAAUCUCAUUCGGGAGCUGGCCAUCAAGAAUGUCCACAACUUUCUACAGG
This is a messenger RNA of Elaeis guineensis (African oil palm), 727 nucleotides long. NCBI's taxonomy places the organism in Eukaryota, Viridiplantae, Streptophyta, Magnoliopsida, Arecales, Arecaceae. The record is from RefSeq and is a predicted model, not a curated record.